CCCUAUCAGUAUUCCAUUCAUCAUUAACAGUUAAAUUUAUUAUUAAAGUUUCAAUAUUAUUACAAAUUGAUGAAAUAUUAUUAAAAGAUUUUUCUUGAUUUUUACCUCUACCAUAAAAUCCAAAUAUUUGUAAAUUUUCUAAAAAAUUUUUUAAUAUAGGAUUAGGAUUAACACUUAAUGUUGAUUUCCCAUGAAUUUGUUCAUUAUAAUAAUUAUAAUCAUAAUCAUCAUCACUAUUAUAAUUAUUAAAAUUAUUAUUAUUGUCGUUGUUGUUGUCGUUGUUAUUGUCGUUGUUGUUGUUGUUGUUGUUGUUAUCAUCAUUAAUCAAAACAUAAUUUCUUUCAAAAUUUUCUGAUAAACCAAAAUCACUUAUAAAAUAAUUUUGAAUAUUGUCAAAUACAGGAAAUGAUAUGGUCGGAGUUUGAAGAUAUCUAUCCUCUUCAUCAAUAAAAUUUUCAAAAUCAUCAUCAUCAUCAAUUUCAUCAUUAUCACCGUUAAUAUCGUUAAUAUUUAAUCCUUGAUCAAUUAAUUCUUUACCAGAAUCCAUAAAUAAAUAAUCCAAUUUAGCACCUUUACUCAUAAAAAGAUUUAAUAAAAUUCUUGAUAAAGUUCUCAUAGGUUCUUGACUAUGAGGUUCAUCUUCCGUUGGAUUGGUAAAUUUAUAUCUUUCAUAAUUAUUAAUAUUAAUCCUUAAAUUAUUAUUAUUAUUAUUAUUAUUCAUUUUU
Rhizophagus irregularis DAOM 181602=DAOM 197198 is the source of this 725-nucleotide messenger RNA. The record is from RefSeq and is a predicted model, not a curated record. NCBI's taxonomy places the organism in Eukaryota, Fungi, Glomeromycota, Glomeromycetes, Glomerales, Glomeraceae.